AUGAAGUACAAACUCCUGAAGGCCGAGGUGUACAAGCCACAGGAUGGAUCCCCUGGCAACGACGAGGAGGCCAUCCUCAAGAAGCUCCUUACACUCGAGGUCGCCGAUGUCAAAAGUCUCUCUAAAAUGCCCGACUUCAAAAUGAUUCUGAGUCACCUCGAGAUGAUGCUCUGCGCGCAAUCUGAGAAUCCGUAUCAGGUUGUCUACAGUCCAGCUUUCCGCUGCAACUCGACCAAGUACCUUGGUGUGACCUUCAAAGUCUGCGAUAAAGACAAGCUCCCCCAUGAGCCUGGCUUUUGGCUCAAUGAUAUCAACAACCUCGCGAUGGAUGACGCCCCGUCUGAUAUUGAGGCCAGCGAGACAAGUGAGACCGAGUCUCUCCAGAAAAACGACUGA
This is a messenger RNA of Fusarium musae, 396 nucleotides long. RefSeq lists its product as uncharacterized. Lineage: Eukaryota; Fungi; Ascomycota; Sordariomycetes; Hypocreales; Nectriaceae. The transcript is spliced from 2 exons. The coding region runs from base 1 to 396 and encodes 131 amino acids. The record is from RefSeq and is a predicted model, not a curated record.